Molecule: messenger RNA, 7281 nt
Organism: Odontomachus brunneus
Lineage: Eukaryota; Metazoa; Arthropoda; Insecta; Hymenoptera; Formicidae
Gene: pnut
Product: septin-7
Exons: 10
Coding region: 708-2807 (699 amino acids)
Biological process (GO): cilium assembly; cytoskeleton-dependent cytokinesis
Cellular component (GO): septin ring; microtubule cytoskeleton; cell division site
Molecular function (GO): GTPase activity; molecular adaptor activity; GTP binding
Source: RefSeq, a predicted model, not a curated record
UCAGGCGUGGUCGUCUUCCAGUACAUUCGAGUGGGGUGUGCGGUGAGUGCGCGUCGCGCGUGGAACCGCGGACGAAACGUGUUGCUUUCGUGAGGUUGCGACCUAUCGCGACAAGUAAGUGCGUUCUUGAGAUUUCUCUGUGGGCGUAUUCGUUGUUGUGUUUGGUGUCGAUGGUAUAUCCGGUCUAUCUUACGCAGUGCGCGCGCGCGCACGUUUCUCUUCGCUUCCUCUUCAUCAUCCGCGUGUGAUUGCCGGUGAACAACGUCACGAGACACGAUGAACGGCGAAGUGAGAGUGAAAACACGGCCACGCUUGGCCGGCUCGCCGACGGCGUGAAUCAUCGCGUGCCAGCACCGGCUCCAGGGAGAACCCACGCAGUGGCUACGACGUGUGCGCGUCCCGUCUCCCUUCCUCGCGUGUGUGCUUUUGCCGGUCUCCUGAGAUCCGAUCCGUUGGUUCGGCCUUUCCUUCUCUCUCGCUCCUCUUCUUCGCUUCGAGCACGAGAGCAUCCCUCGCAUAUACCUUUACCACCUACACAGUGAACAUCAUCGGCAUUGUGCGAAGGGUUGAACAACACCCCCUUUCUGGUUCGAUCUCGCUGGCGGCAGAGGAGAGUGAGUGUGUGACAUCGUCGUCGUCGUCGUCGUCGUCGUCGUCGUCGUGAUCGCGCUUUGUAAACUGAAAUUCUCGUUGCUCGUGGCGAAGACAUGUCGACGGAGAACCAACAGAACGGGACCGCGGGAGGCGCGCAGAGCAACGGCAUCAAGUCGUCGUCGUCAUCGUCGUCGGCGUCCUCAGUGGCGUCGUCGGGCGUUUCACCGUCCGGUCGCACCGCCGGUCUACAGAAUAACUCGUCCUUCCUGUACAGCAGCAGCACGAUGCUGAACCGCGAGAAGGCGCGUCAGGUGCCGCCGCCGACCCUGCCCAAGUACACGUCGAGCUUUAACGCCGGCUCGAACGGCGGUGCCGGCACCGGAGGCGGUGGUGGUGGCGGCGGCGGCGGCGGCGGCGGCGGCACCGCUGAACGACUCAGCAGGGACCGCGAAGCUGGCGGCAGCUAUAGGCUCGCCAGCCUGGACAGGCUUGCUCUGAGACAGAGGAUACUGGACGGGGAGAAGGCGAAUGGCGAGUCCAUCUCGAUCCAGGCGAAGCGCGAGUUGUUCUUCAAGGGCGACGGCUCGUCGAUAAUCUCGUCACCGUCGGUGCCGUCGGUGCCGCCACCACAGCCACCAUCGCAGGCUCCAAAUUCGUCCACGAACUCGUCGUCGUCAACGAGCUUUACCACGGCCGGCAGUCUCACGUCGCCAAACACAGCGCCGGCGCCACCCUCGUCAGCCUCAUCUGGUUACUCCAGCAGCGCCGUAACGCCUUCGGUCGGCCUGGGGUCGAACGCGAAGCCGCGAUUGCCGUCCGCGGUGACGAUCCCGAACGACGCCUCCGAGGACAGCAAUAGACGCGAGUCCGCCAGGACCACCUCCAAAGAGGACAGCAAUAAGGAGACUAGUCUGCUGCAUCACUUGCGACCCACACCACCCACCAAGCCUAAAGAGCUUGACGGCUAUGUUGGCUUCGCUAAUCUACCUAACCAGGUCUACAGGAAGGCAGUGAAGAAGGGCUUCGAGUUCACGCUCAUGGUCGUAGGAGAGUCGGGGCUCGGCAAGUCCACCUUGAUCAACUCCAUGUUCCUGGCGGACAUAUACAGCGCCGAGUAUCCUGGGCCCAGUCUCAGGGUGAAGAAGACGGUCGCCGUGGAAACCAGCAAAGUACUGCUGAAGGAAAACGGCGUCAACCUCACACUCACGGUAGUCGAUACUCCCGGAUUUGGCGACGCCGUCGACAACAGCAACUGUUGGGUGCCGGUCAUCGACUACAUCGAAUCGAAAUACGAGGAGUUCCUUAACGCAGAGUCUCGCGUAACGAGACGACAGAUUCCAGACAGUCGAGUGCACUGCUGUCUCUAUUUCGUCGCGCCCUCGGGCCACGGAUUGAAGCCACUCGACGUGGAGUUUAUGCAGCGUCUCCACGAUAAAGUCAACAUCAUACCCGUUAUCGCUAAGGCUGACACCAUGACGCCGGACGAAUGCGCGCAUUUCAAGAAACAGAUUUUGAAUGAGAUUGCGCAACACAAGAUCAAGAUCUACGAGUUUCCGGAGGUGGAAGAGGAGGAAGAGAAUAAACUCCACAAGGUGUUGAGGGACCGAGUACCGUUCGCGGUUGUAGGAGCGAACACUGUUGUCGAACACGACGGCAAGAAAGUGCGGGGCAGAAAGUAUCCCUGGGGAAUCGCAGAAGUCGAGAAUCUGGAACACUGCGACUUCAUAGCCCUUCGAAAUAUGGUGGUGAGGACACACGUGCAGGAUCUGAAAGACGUGACGAACAAUGUGCACUACGAGAACUUCCGGUGUCGCACGUUAGCCGGCCUGGGUGUCGACGGCAAGCCGACAAAGGCCUCGAAUAAGAACCCGUUAGCACAGCUGGAAGAAGAGAAGAGAGAACACGAUAACAAAAUGAAGAAGAUGGAGACGGAAAUGGAACAGGUGUUUGAGAUGAAAGUUCGCGAGAAGAAGCAGAAACUGAAGGACUCUGAAGCGGAUUUGCAGAGAAGACACGAACAAAUGCGACGCUCGUUAGAGCAGCAAGUGCGAGAAUUGGAGGAGAAGAGACGGGCGUUCGAGGCGGAGAAGACUGCCUGGGAGCAGCAGACCGGCCACAGUAUUGAAGAAUUACGUAGACGCAGUUUAGAAGCGAAUUCGAAAGAGGCUGUUGACGGUAAAGAUAAGAAGAACAAGAAGAAGGGCCUCUUCUAAUCAAACACGGUUAAAGAAAGAGAAAGAAAAUGAGUGGCAAACGGACAGACAGGCAGAUAGGAACGGCGGUUCCGGCGCGGUUGUCGUAUAUUCCCGGCGACGACGAUUACCAAUGACGAGUACGGCUAUAGGUAGAUUCUGAUCAAUUUGGUAGGGCUCGAUAGGUGCGAUUACAUAGCGAUCUGCAAUCUCACGGGUGGAUCGGCGAUCUCGACGCGUGCUUUGUGCAUGCAGCGACUGAAGGAAAAGCCGCGAAGAAGAAACUCGGAGAGAUAAUGAUUCUCUCUCUUGAAACACAGUAUUCACGGAGGUAGUAGCGCUACGCUCAAUGAUUGAGUCCGAGAAGGACCUGUGAAUCUGCAAAAUAGCCAGUCAGUAGCGAGAAGGAUAGAGGACAAGUUGUCGCGGAAGUUGACAAAUUUUUGUGAAGAAUUUAUGCGAGCUAACACUUCAUAAAUUCAGUAAUCACUGUGGGUCCACGACGCUUUUGCGUGUUCUUCUCGCGUAUUAUUCUGGAGGACCCAGAACGCGACUAGGGAUAGGCGAUAUCCUUCCUUCCAAACGACGAUAGUCCGGGAUACGCGCGUCGAAGAUUGGUGAUCGAUCCUGUUUCGUUGUUUCGCAAAAUAUGCUGCUUCUUGCAAAGCUACUCUUAAAAUUUCCCCGGUUGUAGAUCUCACUCGAAACAAGUGAACGUUCACUCAAAGCGAUAAUACGAUAAGAUAUUGUAAUUCGGAACCACGAAAGUAAACGUUUAACUUCGACCAUGCAAUAUAAUAUGGACUUUGUCCAUAUGUGUAACUUUUUUUAGUAGAAUGAAUUUCUUUCUGAAUCAUUGAAAGAUAUCAAGUCUUAUCAGUUUAUAUCAGUGAAGUCUCAUUCUGGAUACACGUUUGAUGUUAGAUGCUGAGUUGAUUAGAUUCCAAGAUUUGGUAGUUGCUUUUACAUGAAUGUUAUGUAUAACGUUGUUCCAGUCAAAGGAUCAGAACCAAUAUUUGGCAUUUUAUAACUUUUAGAAAAUCACUCCUAACUCAUAUUUUGUUUUCGAACGAAAAUAUUUAUUUGAGUGAAAAAUUAUUCAAGUUUAAGUGACUCGAUUAUCACUCCAUUUUUCGAGUGAGAUUUCGCUCAAGUAAAUUUUAGAGAAUACGGACUGAGUGAGUGUGUGUGUGUGUGUGUGUGUAUGUGUGUGUGUGUGUGUGUGUGUGUGUGUGUGUGUGUGUGUGUGUGUGUGUGUGUGUGUGUGUGCGAGAGAAAAAGAGAAAGAAGACGUUGAUUCGUCAUCUUUUGAGUGAGACGAAGUUGUCUCUGCCGCCUGUGCUUUUUCGCGCUUCCUAUUAGUAUUCGAGGAAGAAGACAAGAGGAACAAGGGAAAGAACAAGACAUGCGACUGACACAAAAGUCUUCUUAUACGACGCUUACCACCGUUCAAUCCGCGACCGCCAUUUACUUACGACACAAUUGUACAAAACACGUAGACGUAAUUUUUUGGAGAACGUAACUUUCGUACAUUUUUCCUCGGAGAUAGUUAGUCCCGCUAAAAAAAAAAUCAUGUACUUUCCGCGUUACGAGAGAGCGUCACGUUCGAGCCGCCCUCCGUCGAUCACGAUUAUAACGAACGGAUUAAAUGAACACGAAACAGCGACCGAGUACCGUCGUACAAUCGGUUGUGCUUGAAGAUAUUCAUCAUAUCAUUAUACCUUGUAAUUAGAGUAAUCAAAUAUUUCUUAAGAUUUUUUAGCUGUUUAGGAAAUCAAGAAGAGAGAUAGCAUCAUGUCUAUUCUUUUUAGCUGAACUAGAUUGCAUUGUUUGCCUUUAAAAUGAAAUGGGUAUAUAAUUGAGUGUUAAAGGGAAAAAAGAGCAAAAUUCCAAUGUUACACAAUUGCAGUUAGGAAGAACGAGGUCUAUUAUUACGCUUGGCGAUUUGUCGAACGAGAGAAAUUCAUGUUGCUUUGACAACCUUAUUGGAUUGUCUCGAAUCGAAUUGUAAGAAAUAUUUAAGAUGGUUUAUCGCAGUUCUUUGAAUUUCACGAUUAAUAUAAUACACUCAAUGAAAGGGCAGUUGGUAUUGUAGUGCUUUGAUUUCAAUGAAUUUCAGAACACAUUCGACAUCCGAAUAGAAAAAUUUAUUCUUUCUAAUAAUUAUUAAAAAAACAUUCUUAUUUAAUUGUGAAUAUGGAUAUAUAGUGAAGCUUAUUGAAAAAGAAAGUACUGCAACCUUUUCUCCACUGACUGUAUAAUUAUCAGAGAUAUGACGGUUUCGAACAUUUCUUAUUUUUCGUUCAUUCAAUCACCGCCGUCUUCGAAGCAGCGAUAUUUCGAGUACGACUAUGGCAUAAGAAAACAUACGAUAAGUCUCGCGUGUGUGAUGAAGAUAAUUGUGAGCCGCAGAGGGAGGCCGAACAUGAUAUUACACGAAAAACAAGCGACCAUAUAUAUACAUAUAUAUAUACAUAUAAAGAAAUAUAUAUAUUUAUGUAUAAAUAUAAUGCAAGAGGAAUGCGUAAGCGUAACUUUAAAGUUCAUGUACAUGUAAGCCGCCGCUUCUGCGCGGGGCGCGACAAUUAUCGGUUACGAUAAGAAUGAAUCGUUGUAUAAAAAUAAAUCUAAGUAUGUUUGGACCACCGCGAUUCGAGACGGUGCGCUUUUCCUUCCUUUUGUUUUUCAUUUACAGAGUUUAAUUUAGUCGAAACGCGUUUUUUAUUCGCGGUGGUAUCUUUCCAUUGGAUCGUGAAAUACAAUUUAGAGAUCCUCCGUCGCGGUAACGCCAAAUAUAAUUCUUAAAAAAGAAGUAGAAUAACUAUCGCAUAAUUGAUGCAUUGCUUUUGUCCAUUAAUAUAUGAGACAUUCUCAUUCAAUGACGAGAAUUGUCGAACCGGGACGCGCCGUCUGGAAUCCGUCCAAGUUAACAUGUUUAGGAAUACUAAGCUACUUAAGUUACUUCUGUGCCAAGACGAGGGGGGUGUUGAGCAUUUUGUAACGCUAGCGAGCGGUCUCUUUGGUUACCGCGAAGUUGAAGCAUCGUGCGCGGGAUUCUCCUUAGGAAAAUCCCGUGGGCGCGUUUGAAGGGUUCAGGGGAAAUACAUUGAGCUGCCACUCGACAUGCCGGUAGGCAAUUCUAGACCCUGAGAACAGAGCGCUUCUCAACAAAUUUUGUUUUUUUCGGGUAGCCAGAUGUGCGAAUUCGCGCUUGCUUCUGAUAUUGCAUAAUUUUUAUCAUUCGAUCUCAGAAUCUGUUCCUUUCAGUCGCAUUUCUCGCAAUCGCUCUCUUCUUUCUUUCACUAGAUGCGCUUGUUGUUACACGUUAAGUACACGUAAAGAAAGAAGAAAUUGAGAAGAAAUGAAUAGCAGCUGAGAGGAAGAGAUUCGCGAAACGUGUUGCGAAGGCCAGUAAAAAUAUAUCAUUGGAUGAUCUUCAAUGAAUUUCGUCAAUAUUCAAUUUCGCACAUGGAUAUUCAAUGUUAAUGGAUACUCUAUUCUACUACAUAGAUACUUUUUUAUGCUUCCCCCGUUCCCUUCACAUCACGGGGCUGAGAAACACGCGUGUGCGCGUGUGCGCCACAUUCCUAUUUUGUACGCAUUUUUCUAAAUAGACUCGCCGGCUCGAGCGUGUGCCGUUUCACCAACGCGUGGCUAUUUUAAUCUCCCAUUUGCACUUUUAGCGUAUAUUGUGUCGGAUAGUCGGAAAUAAAAUGAGCGAGCUGCCGCAUUUUCAAUGCCUAAGUGGAAAUCGCUAAUUCUAACGAUUUCUCAGGAGCCAGGAGUGCGGGAGCGCGAGAGGAUCUGAAUGUUCGCGCGACAAAACCCCGGGUUCUCGAGAAGCACGAUCAAGAGACUCUCCUCGAGAUUGCUCUGCGGAGAAUUGCGAAUCAAACAAAUUGGAAAUGUAAAAUCUGUGUUAAACUAGGCUUACGUGCGGGAAAACGGACUGUCGAUUGUACUUAAUUGUCGGUGCGACGAAAUCGCCCGAUCGCUUUUCCGCGCUGCAAAAAUGGAAAAAGAAAAGCAGCCGAUAUCGAGCCGAACACGGCACGUGGAACGGAUGUUAUUUAUAAGGCUGAACCGAAGGCCAAGAGAUAAGUCGGGAAGUGUAACGAUAAAACUAUGUGUAUUUCUAUGGACGAUGCUUGUGUAACGUUUAAAUGGUUACUUGUAGGAUCAUUGUAAAGUGGCUCGCGGGCGCAAUAAUCGAUUCGUGAUUACGGUAGCUCGAGAGUAAGACGGAGCAGGGAGAUGCGUGAGAAUGUAUUGGAAAGAGGGAAAGAAGGAAAAAAGAGGUAGAUAGACGAAACAAAUUAUAUUUUGCCGUGCCAGACGAAAACAAAGCUGCCGUCGCUAAUUGUAGACCAGUUGUAAUAACGACUCAUUAUUGUAUCGCGACGAACACAUACAUGCGCAUAACACCGAUUCACACAUACAUACACACAUACACACUUUAGAAUAUGUAUCCAGUAAAUUAUAUAUAAAACUAUGA